Messenger RNA from Nycticebus coucang (slow loris), 4991 nucleotides. RefSeq names its product zinc finger protein 547. The coding region runs from base 393 to 2978 and encodes 861 amino acids. The transcript is spliced from 5 exons. Gene Ontology annotation, molecular function: DNA-binding transcription factor activity; RNA polymerase II cis-regulatory region sequence-specific DNA binding. Lineage: Eukaryota; Metazoa; Chordata; Mammalia; Primates; Lorisidae. Gene Ontology annotation, biological process: regulation of transcription by RNA polymerase II. The record is from RefSeq and is a predicted model, not a curated record.
CGCGCGGUGUGUCUGCCCUGGCUGAAAAGGCUAGGAACCCCGGACCGGGUCGGGUUUUCACCCGGCUCUCGGGAAGCGAGCGAGGACAGGCAGGUAAAAAGGAAGGGUCCUUCCCCCACGCCUUUGGGAGGACGCGCGGCCCCUGUGUUGGGCCGGGUGUCCUCGCGCGGAGGUGUUGCUGGUGCUGCGCUCUCGCCGAAGCCUCACCCCUGCCCUGCGUCCUAGUCGUCCCGGACGGAGGCUGUGUCUUAGACUUGCACGAAUUUCCCCCCGGGAGCCAGGCUUGGAGAGCUACAGGCAGCACGAGGUCAUCCGGCUCGUUGGGGCUGUGCGGUUUCGGCUGAGCCCGCAGGGCACGCCUGGUUCUCUGGCUUCUGGACCAGGUACUGCUCAUGGCGGCGGCGGCGCUAGUGGACCGAGUUCAGGGUUGUGUGACCUUCGAGGAUGUGUUCGUGUAUUUCUCCCAGGAGGAGUGGGAACUCCUUGAGGAGGCUCAGAGAUUCCUGUACCGUGAUGUGAUGCUGGAGAACUUUGCACUUGUGGCCACUCUAGGUUGUUGGUGUGAUGCAUACAGUGAGGAGGCGCCUUCUGAGCAGAGUAUUUCUAUAGAAGUAUCACAGGUCAGGACUCCUGAAUCAAGUCCGUUCAUGCAGAAAGCCCCAUGUGAGAUGUGUGACCCACUCUUGAAAGACACUUUGCACCUGGCUGAACACCAGGGAUCACACCUUACCCAGAAACUUUGCACAUGUGAGAGAGGAUUCUCAUUUGGUACAAAAUUUUACCAGCAUGACAAGCAAUGUAGUAGAGAAAGUAGCCUCCAAGAGGAUAAUGGAGAGUCAUCAUUUGUGAAGAACUAUACAGUCCACAUGUUUGGGAGAUCCUUUACAAGCAGGGAGGAAGGGGUAGAUUUGCCAGGCAGCUCUGGCCUCUUGCAGCACCAGACCACUGACAAUAGGGUGAGUCCUUGUGAAAGGACGGAGUGCCUAGAGUCUUUCCCACAGGAUUCCAGUCUCGGGCAAUACCAGAAAGGCUGUGAUGGACAGAUGCUUUUUAAUUGUAGUGAUAAUGAGAAAGCCUUCUUGAACACCUUUACUCUCCUUGACAACCAGAUAACUCAUACUGUGGUAAAACCCUUCCCAUGCCUACCACGUGGAAAUAUGUUCAAGGAAAAACCAACUCUUAAUAAUCACAGAAAAAUUCAUAGUGGAGAAGUAUCUCAGGUGUGUAAGGAGUGUGGAAAGGUCUUUGUUCAUCUGUCCCACCUAAAAAUGCACCAGAAAUUUCACACUGGAAAAAGAUAUUAUACAUGCAGUGAAUGCGGGAAGACCUUCAGCCGCAAAGACACACUUGUUCAGCAUCAGAGAGUUCACACUGGAGAAAGGUCUUACGACUGCAGUGAAUGCGGAAAAGCCUAUAGCAGAAGCUCCCACCUUAUUCAGCACCAGAGAAUUCACACUGGAGAAAGGCCUUAUAAGUGCAGUGAAUGUGGGAAAGCCUUCAGCCGUAAAGACACACUUGUUCAACACCAGAGAUUUCAUACUGGAGAAAGGCCUUAUGAGUGCAGUGAAUGUGGGAAAUUCUUUAGCCAAAGCUCUCAUCUUAUUGAGCACUGGAGAAUUCACACUGGGGCAAGACCUUAUGAGUGCAUUGAAUGUGGGAAAUUCUUUAGCCAUAAUUCCAGCCUCAUUAAACACAGGAGAGUCCACACAGGAGCAAGAUCUUACGUGUGCAGUAAAUGUGGGAAAGCCUUCAGCUGCAAAGACACACUUGUUCAGCACCAGAUAAUUCACACUGGGGGCCGUGUAGUCUUUGAGGAUGUGGCCAUAUAUUUCUCCCAGGAGGAGUGGGGGCAUCUUGAUGAGGCUCAGAGGUCACUGUACCGAGAUGUGAUGCUGGAGAACAUGGCACUUCUGUCCUCACUAGGUUGUUGCCAUAGAGCUGGGGAUGAGGAGGUGCUUUUUGAGCAAGGUAUUUCUGUAGGAGCAUCACAUGUCAUGACUCCGAAGCCUUUUCUGUCCACCCAGAAGACCCAAACCUGUGAGACAUGCAACUCAGUUCUGAAAGACAUACUGCACCUGGUUGGUCAUGAUGGAACACAUCCUGAGCAGCGGCUAGAAGCAUGUAUGGCAACUCUUUACCAGCACCAAAAGCAGACUCUUAGAGAAACACCCUCCAGAGACAGUAGGAGCCUUUCGUUUAUGAAGAACUGCAGAGUUCACAAGGCAGAGAGGACCUUCCCAUGCAGUGAAUGUGGAAAAGCCUUCACCCACAAACAGAAACUUGCUGACCAUGAGAAAAUUCACACUGAAGAAAGACCUUAUAAAUGCAGCAAAUGUGGGAUAUUGUUUAUGGAAAAGUUCACACUCAAUAGACAUCAGAGAAUUCACACUGGAGAAAGGCCUUAUGAGUGUAUUGAAUGUGGGAAGGCCUUCCUUUGUAAGUCCCACCUUGUUCGUCACCAGACAAUCCAUUCAGGAAAAAGGCCUUAUGAAUGCAAUGAAUGUGGAAAAUUGUUUAUGUGGAGUUCCACACUAAUUACACAUCAGAGAGUUCACACUGGAAAAAGGCCUUAUGGUUGUAACAAAUGUGGGAAAUUCUUUAAGUGUAACUCCAACCUCUUUAGGCAUUAUAGAAUUCAUACAGGGAAAAGGUCUUAUGGUUGCAGUGAAUGUGGGAAAUUCUUUAUGGAAAGGUCUACACUCAAUAGACAUCAGAGAGUUCAUACUGGAGAAAAACCUUACAAGUGCAGUGAAUGUGGUAAAUUCUUUAGUCUGAAAUCUGUCCUCAUUCAACACCAAAGAAUUCACACUGGAGAAAGGCCUUAUGAAUGUAGUAAAUGUGGGAAGGCCUUUCUUACAAAGUCCCACCUCAUUUGUCAUCAGACAAUUCACACUGCAGCAAAGCAAUGCAGCAAAUGUGGGAAAUUGUUUAGGUAUAACUCCACACUCAGCAGACAUCAGAAAGUUCACACUGGAUAAAGCCCUUAAAAUGCAGCAAAUGUGGAAAAAAGCCUUUAACUGCUAAGAUGUUCUGGUUGGUUGUUAGGUAGCCCACACUGGAGAAGAUUGUAUGAGUGUUCUGACCAUACAAUUAUUUAGGCACAGUUCCCCAUUCACUAUACAUGAGAGAAUUAACAUUGCAGAAAUAUCUUACGUGUUCAACACGUUUAGGAAGUAAUUUUGAUUCAACUCUGGUUUUAUUAAAUAUUGGAGAAUUUAUACUGAAGAAAAGUCUUUUCAGUGAAGUGAAUGUGGUAAAGCCUCAACUUGCAAAAUUAUACUCAGUGGAGUGUAGAAUAUGUACUCUAAUGAAAGUCUUACUAGUGAAGAAAAUGUGAGACAGUCUUUUGACACAACUCCCACACUCAUGAGAGACCAUGUAGUUCAUACUGGAGAGAGGUCUUAUGAAUGCCUUGGAUGUGGGAGAGUUGUUUUUUGUUUUUGUUUUUUUUUCAAUACAGGAUCUCUAUUGCUCAGGGUGGAAUGCAGAAGCAUCAUCAUAAUUCACUGUAACCCACUCAAACUGUGAGCUCAAGUAAUCCUCCUGUCUCAGCUCCUGAGUAGCUGGGACUACAGGGAUAGGCCACAAAACCUAGGUAAUUUUUAAAAUGGUGAGAUAGUAUCUCACUCUGUUGUCUGGCUGAUCUCAAACUCCUGGCCUCAAAUGAUCCUCCCACCUUGGCGCCCAAAAGUGCUGGGGUUGGGUGGUGCCUGUGGCUCAGUGAGUAGGGCGCCGGCCCCAUAUACCGAGGGUGGUGGGUUCAAACCCAGCCCUGGCUGAACUGCAACCAAAAAAUAGCCAGGCAUUGUGGCGGGCGCCUGUAGUCCCAGCUGCUUGGGAGGCUGAGGCAAAAGAAUGGCGAAAGCCCAAGAGCUAGAGGUUGCUGUGAGUCCUGUGACAUCAUGGCAGUCUAAUGAGGGCGGUAAAGUGAGACUGUCUCUACAAAAAAAAUAAAUAAAGUGCUGGGGUUACAGAUGUGAGCCACCGCAAUUGCCCAGGAGGAUGUGGGAGCUUUUCUAGCCAAAAUUCCCAUCUCUUUUGGUACCAUCAAGUUCACACUAGACAAAGUACUUAGAGCAGCAAAUGGAGAAAGAAGGAAGCCUAAAAUCUCUGAUUAAGCACUGAUAACUACUAUUAUAUAAUUUGGAGGGGGGGUUAGUAGUGGUAAAGUACAUGUCAUAUAAGAUUUACUGUCAUAACCAUUUUAAUGUUGUGUUUAGUACUUGAUGUACAUUCACGCUGUUGUGCAGGGAAUAUCCUGAACUCUUUUAAAGUGACCUAUAACUAUUAAGUAAUAAGUCAUUCCUAUAUUCCUUCCACCCCUGGUGCCCUAUUCUUUUAAUCUACGAAUCUGACUCCUUGGUACUUCAUGUAAGAAGAACCUUAGAGUAUUUUUCCCCCUUUUGUCAUUUGUUUUCAUGUAGGAUAAUAUCCUUGAGAUUCAUUAUUAUUUUUUCUUUUUUCCUUUUUUCUGUCUCACUUAUGUAUAAUCAUUGAUUUUAUAGCAUGUGUUAGAACUUCCUUUUUAAGGCUGAGUAAUAUUUCAUUGUAUUUACAAUUCCUUUAUUCCUUCAUCCAUCCAUGGACACUUGGAUUGCUUCCAUCUUUUGGCUAUCAUGGAUAUUGCUGCUACAAACAUCAGUGUACAAUUAGAUCUUUGAGACCCUACUUUCUAUUUGUAAUUCUUUGAGAAACUGUUUUCCAUAGCGCCUACACCGUUUCACAUUCCACACAGUGCACAGGAGUCAUGAUUUCUCCUUCAUCCUAGCCCAUAGGAAGUUCCUAGGUGAUUUUGUCAGUGCAGAUGCAGGGGCUACAUAUUGAGAACUACCUGUCUUACUCUAUUUUUAUGGCAGUGUACAAACUCUGUAAAUACUCCUCAUUUUAGUUUUUGUGUUAUAUCUCGUGAACCUUUGCAAAUUAUUGAUUAAUUUCUCUCAGUGUUUACAAGAAAUGAUUUGUCAUCUUGGAUAUAAAACAAAUAGAAAUCU